GAAAGGGACAAGGUGUAUGGAAAAGUUCAAAUGUUUGUGUACAUUAAUUCACUUUUUCCUCCAUUUAUUCUUCAUAGCUCAACAAUACAUCAAGCCACAGACCAAAAAACACAAUCUACAAAUUACAAAACAAGUUUGAAAAAUGUCAGAAUUCAAAAGCAGUAAUAAGCUGAGUGUCGACAUUGAUCAAAUGCUCCGUGGGUUUUGCUACACAGCCACAACUCCGUCCAUCUACAGAGUCAACGACUGCCUACGCAACACCAGCGAGAAGGCGUAUGAUCCAAUGAUCGUCUCUAUAGGGCCGCUGCAUCGAGGAAAACCCAACCUUGAAGCCAUGGACUACCACAAAAUGAGGUACCUCAAGCAGCUACUUGGAAACCCCUUUCCUGUUGAAAUCUACGUGAACACGAUAAGGAACGUGGAACAAACUGCAAGAAAUUUCUACGCACAACAAGAGAUUGCUCUCGUCGAUGCAGACCAGUUUGCAAAAAUGCUGCUUCUCGAUGGCAUCUUCAUCAUUGAGUUCCUCCGCGAGUACUCAGAUGUAGAUGGAGGGGGAAUACAGAGAGACGGAAAUCCUAUCUUUGGAUCCGAAUAUAUUGUGAGUCAUCUCCUUCAUGAUCUGAUGCUGUUUGAGAAUCAAAUCCCUAUGUUUGUUGUUGAAGCCCUCUUCCAACUCUCCAAUCAUGAUAAUAAUACAGAGUUCAAAGAUCUAAUCUGGCCAUUGACAAAAUGUAGUAAAAAAGAUGUGGCAAAUGCAUUAUUGCCUAAUGAUGCUAGCCAUCUCCUUGGCCUAGUUCAUUCUGUCAAAUGUUUUUCUUUUGCUCUACUAUGCUCGCAUGAGAAAGGUUGGAAGGAGGAGAAGAACAUAAACUCUGCCACGGAUCUCAAAGAAGCCGGUAUAGUCUUCAGGAAGAAGGCCGCGGGGAAAGAUUGUAGUUGGUUGGAUAUCACAUUCAAGAACAGGACGCUUUACAUUCCUGAGUUGAUGAUUUCAGAUGAGACAGAGUCGUUGUUUAAAAACAUGAUUGCAUAUGAAUUCUAUCUCCCGGGGAGUAGCCCCAAGUACGUGACUGACUACGUGUUUUUCCUGCACUGCCUGAUGAGCAGCACCAAGGAUGUGGAGGUGCUGCGACGGUGUGGGGUGAUCAGCAACUGGAUGGGAGGGGAUGCUAGAGUUUAUAAUGUGAUAGUGAGAUUGGGGACGCACGCGUUUAACUCUAGGUAUUUUUCGUAUGGGGGUGUUUUCGAUAGCAUAAACGAGCACAGCGGGCGAAAGUGGAACAAGUGGAUCGCGGUGCUGAGGCGACACCACUUGAAUAAUCCAUGGACUUUCCUUUCCUUGGUUGCAGCUGCAGUGUUGCUCUCGCUUACCAUGGUGCAGACGGUGUUUGCUGUUCUCUCCUUUCGUAAGCCAACUUAGUUUUCAUUUCAUUUCUGCUGCAUUUUUUGUUACAAAACACUGUAUUGAAGUUCGUAGUUCUGGAUUGGGAAUUAGUUAGUAUUUGAUCACAACCCUUAAUUUUAUGUGUAAUAUCUUAUUUUUUUAAUCAUGUUGAAGUACAUAAGUAUGUAAAAGUAUUUUGAGUUUGAUAGUUAGGUUUAAUUGUUUUAGUUGACUUGCUAUUCUUGUUUAUGACAUGGAUUC
Messenger RNA from Salvia hispanica, 1648 nucleotides. RefSeq names its product UPF0481 protein At3g47200-like. NCBI's taxonomy places the organism in Eukaryota, Viridiplantae, Streptophyta, Magnoliopsida, Lamiales, Lamiaceae. The record is from RefSeq and is a predicted model, not a curated record.